UCGCAGCCUGGAUUUACCGAAAUAGCUACCAGAAAUUUUGUCGGGAUCUUUGUUGAAGAAACCAUGCGGCGUCAAGUGUAGAUCCUUGCCCAUCCAGUUCAAUUUGUGUGCUAGAUUUCCUUUCCUGUACCCAACGUGUUCAGAUCUGCUAGUGUGCUCGUUCGGGUAUACAAUUUUUAGCCCUUCUUCAGUUCUUCUGUGGUAUGGCAUGGGGAUGGUCGCUGAUUCAUGACCUGAUUUAUUGGGGAAAAAAGGCCCGUGGUUAGAUCUCUAGAUGGACGAGAUGGCAGAAUCUGCAGCACUUGCUUCUGACCCUAAGAGGCUAUUCAGAAAGUUGGAUGGGAUCCUGGCACUGACAGACCAAAUCCCUACAAGAUCUACCGCUGACUACGCUACCCUGACAGAAGAAGAGAUAUGGGACGAGUGUCUCGAGUGGCUAACAUCGAUGUGGCCGCAUCGACUAAAUGUUAUACUAGGGGAUCAAAUGGGAGCCGGGGGUGUAAUCCCAACACUUGUGUUUCUUGACCGUCUCAAACAGAGUGGCCAGCAUGGUCCAUACCUGAUAGUUUCUUCUCUGGACAAGGACAACGGUAUUGGAGACUGGUUGAGACAGAUAAGGCUUUUUCCAUCUAUGAAGGAACUGUUUUACUUUGGAAACCAACAGGGUCGCGCAACAAUGAGAAAACAGUUUGCGCGCAAAGCUGUUGGCCCUGAUUUCCCGAUCAUACUGACCACAUAUAAUAUGGUCAUGGUAGAAAAGCAAUUGCUUGCUCAGUAUGACUGGAAAUAUGUUGUUGUCGAUGAGGGCUAUCAACUCAAGAAAAGAGAACAUGAAGUAUUGGAGGCGGUAAAGUGCCAGCCAAUGGAUCAUAAGCUCCUUUUGAUAAGGGAGCCUUUUCAAAAUAACCUAGCAGAGCUGUGGUCGCUAUUGAACUUUGCUCUGCCUAAUGCAUUCUCAUCUCGUGAGGAAUUUGAUUCGUGGUUUGAUAAAUCUGAGAAAGAAGGUGAGGAACAACAAAUUGAAGAGGAAAGAAGGGCCCUUCUUUCGAAGCUUCAUGCCAUUUUGCGCCCAUUCCUUCUAAGGGACAUGAAGGGGGCUGUCCAAAACACGGUUCCACAAAACAAAGGUGCCACAUGCUACAAGACUAAAGUUGUUCGGAACUCGGAUGCAAUUAGCAUCACAUGCUCCGGUGACAACGCGACAAAAGAAGGCGCAAAGACUGAUGGUGAGAGUUGUCAAGAGGUAUCAGCAGAGGUUGUUGGUGUAACUGAUGGUGAAGGUAGUCCUAACACGCAAAUCGGUCAAUUGGGCCUGGAAGUUGAAAUUAAUAAGGUCAGUAAGAGGCCGAGAACAAAUGAUGCACCUAUCUCACCAUUAGGCGAAAGCAAUCCAGCUGUGCAUGUGCAAGUGCCAAAUUCAAGUUCCCCUGAAAUAAUCUUCAAGGCACUCAAAAACAUACCUGACUUAGCCCGUAUUGAUAUUCUGAGAGCCUACAGUGCUCUUAUCGGUCAUGACCGCCGAUUUGAGUCUCUCAUGGCACUCCCGAUGGACAUGAGAAAGGAUUGGCUGCUCAUGGAGAUUGGAAACAACUAGUGCUUGCUCUGUCGCUCCAGCAGUAUGAAUGCGCCUGCAUGUUUAGAUGUUACCUGAUGGAAUUCAUGCUCCUGAUGCUCCCUUCCUGAUUAGUUAGUCUCGGUAGUGUUGGAACCAUGUGAUGCCGGCCAUGGCCCAGGAGCAAUGCUGUAUAUAUGGAGUUAUUCAUAUGAUAUCCUUAA
Aegilops tauschii subsp. strangulata is the source of this 1776-nucleotide messenger RNA. RefSeq names its product ATP-dependent DNA helicase DDM1. The record is from RefSeq and is a predicted model, not a curated record. Lineage: Eukaryota; Viridiplantae; Streptophyta; Magnoliopsida; Poales; Poaceae. Gene Ontology annotation, molecular function: ATP binding.